AUGAGGCCUCCACCUGAUCUUUUUCUUUCUUCUUCUUCACUUGUUGGCAAACUUAAAAAGCCAUUGUAUGGUUUAAAGCAAGCAUCAAGACAGUGGUUGGUCACAGGAGAUGAUGACAUAGAGAUUCAAUCUCUCAAGUCACUUCAUAAUAAAUUUCAAAUCAAGGAUUUGGGUCACAUUCAUUAUUUCUUGAGCAUAAAGUUUAAUAUAGUUGCAAACGGAAUGGUGAUUAAUCAACAAAAGUAUGUCAACGAAAUUAUUUCUGCUUAUUCAAUGCAAGAACAAUCUAUCACUACCACUCCUUUAUCACUGAAACUUCAUUUAUUGCCUUUAAUGGAAGAACCUUUGCCAGAUGUUACUAUGUACAGCCAGCUCAUUGGGAAAUUGAAUUUCCUUCUUCAUACUCGACUAGAUUUGGCAUACUCAGUUCGGUAUUUGAGUCAAUUUAGCCAAACUCCAUGUCAAGCUCAUUACAAUGAUGGCAUGCAUGUAUUACGAUAUCUUAAAGGCACUAUAACACAAUGGUUAUUUUUCAAUAAAAAUCCUUCUUUUAACAUUGAAGCUUUCUAUGAUUCUGAUUGGGCAUCAUGCCCAAUCACAAGAAGAAGUGUUAGUGGUUUCUUUAUUUUUGGGGAUACUCCUAUUUCAUGGAAGUCAAAGAAGCAAGUUACUAUCUCCUUAUCAUAUGCUGAAGCAGAAUACAGGUCUAGGAGGCGUGUGUGUGCAGAAUUAGCAUGGCUAAGCCGUCUCUUAUCUGAAUUACAAGUGGACAAUAUUACCCCUAUUCCUCUCAAGUGUGAUAAUCAAGCUGCCAUUUGUAUACCACGAAAGAACAAAACAUAUUGA
Messenger RNA from Lactuca sativa (garden lettuce), 846 nucleotides. The record is from RefSeq and is a predicted model, not a curated record. Lineage: Eukaryota; Viridiplantae; Streptophyta; Magnoliopsida; Asterales; Asteraceae.